Messenger RNA from Paraphaeosphaeria sporulosa, 2004 nucleotides. RefSeq names its product acid protease. Gene Ontology annotation, cellular component: fungal-type vacuole. The transcript is spliced from 2 exons. NCBI's taxonomy places the organism in Eukaryota, Fungi, Ascomycota, Dothideomycetes, Pleosporales, Didymosphaeriaceae. The record is from RefSeq and is a predicted model, not a curated record. Gene Ontology annotation, molecular function: aspartic-type endopeptidase activity. Bases 1 to 1527 code for a protein of 508 amino acids. Gene Ontology annotation, biological process: proteolysis.
AUGGUUGCUCCUCUGAUAGUUACAGUAUCUAACACAUGGCUUGGUAAUGAUGGCAGCUGGUCCACAUUCAAUAUCGAUGUUGGCACUCCGCCGCAAUCUUUCCGGGUCCUGCCGUCUUUCCAAGUCCAGAAUGUAUGGCUUCCUAUUGCGGAUGAAUGCAUUAAAAUAUCAGCGGACGCAGAGAAGUGUGGCGUCUCUCGCGGUGCACAGCCAUUCGCACAACGAACCAGCGCUGGAUUCCACACGAACGUUUCGUCGACGUGGGAAGCCAUUGGGCUGUACGAGCUCGGCUUGGAAAGAGAUCGAGGAAUUUCCGGUAAUGGCAUGAGCGGGUUCGACACGUUCAGAGUAUCGAACACCACGCUGGAUCGCUUCCCAGUCACGGCUUAUGCAUCGCCAGGGUUUUGGCUCGGCCAACUUGGUCUAUCAACUGUGCCUUUGAACUUUUCGGAGACGAUCAACUCCGCCUCAUUGCUUGUGAAUCUGAAGGACAAAGGGGUCAUUCCCAGCCUCACCUAUGGCUACCAGGCAGGAGCAUCAUAUCGAGAAACUAGAGUGCCGGGCAGCCUUGUCCUCGGAGGUUAUGACAAAUCGCGCGCGACGACGCCGUUAACCAUCAACAUCAACGCAGAUCUGUCUCAGGCUCUGACGGUCGGCCUCCAGGAUAUCUUAGUCACAAACUCUUUCAACGGGACUCUUUCGAUGAUAACUACUGAGCCAAUUCUGGCACCACUUGACUCGUCGAUUACAGAGCUGUGGCUGCCGCGAUCCGUUUGCGACCGCUUCGAAGAUGCAUUUGGCCUGGAGUACGAUACGAAUUCCGGGCGAUACGCUCUUUCGGAUGCGACGAGAAAUCAACUUCGUCAGCAGAAACCUACGCUAACUUUCACGAUCGGAACCAACACCUUGACAGGUGGAAACACCACCAUCAUUCAGUUUCCAUACGCAGCCUUCGACCUGCAAGCGUCGUUUCCGAUAUUUGCAAAUACAACCAACUAUUUUCCCAUUCGAAGGGCUGAUAACGAAAGUCAAUACGCAAUAGGCAGAGUGUUUAUGCAAGAAGCGUACAUCGGCGUAGAUUAUGAACAAGGGAUAUUUAACGUUAGCGCAGCUCGUUGGAAUGAAACUGAUCCCAAUAUAGUGCCUCUGCCCGCUGGAGAUGUUCAGCCUUCAGAGGUUCCCAGAGCGGGGGCAGAUGGGAAGAGCCACUUAGCUGGUGGCGCAAUCACAGGCAUCGUUGUUGGUAGCAUAGUUGCGGUUGCGAUAUUGGUUGGUCUCAGUUGGUUCGUGUACAAGCACAAACAGCGCAGGUCCUACGGCGCCUACGGCGGAGCGCUUGUCGCUACAAGCGAAGAGAAGACUUAUCCCAGAGAGCUGCAAGAUACGGAUACAGAGGAGGUAGCCGGUGGCGAAGUGUUUGAGCUGCCUGCAAAGCAUGGACAUAGCCAAUUGCAUGAGGUGGAGAGGAUCGCAGAGCUGGACAGGCAUGAAAUCAUUCAAGAGCUUGCGUCCAAUCGUGAUGGAUAGAUUCUAGGGUAACUGCAGGGUAGGGAAGUCUGUGGGUUCUGCGAUACACCGUGCUCAACCGUUACUGAUGACACUAACGGCUCCGGCCACGCUAUGGUUUCCAUUCUGCGCUUGUGCUAUUUCGGACUAGCUCCGUGCCCACGCUGUACAUGAGUGGUCUGGCCACAGUCUCUGCCCUGAGUUGAACUUUCUCUUGUGAAUAGCGAAUCGACUCUGCAGUUACAUCGGCUCCUAGUGAUGUCCUCAUACUGGGCGUAUCUGAAGUCUUUGUAUCGCUCCGAUACUUUGGUCGAAAACAUCAAGCCAAUCGAGGCUGAAAGCAUUAUCGGUAGAGCUGCACAAUGACAAGCGAAUGAAGAGCCGAACCAGGCUGCACAUCGUCUUCGAGCACGUUCAUGAUACGACUCGUGUAGCAGCCUGGAUUCCGCAUCGCCUCAAUGUGUGUGAAGAGGUUACGCUUCAGCCUCAAACACAAGG